Molecule: messenger RNA, 1203 nt
Organism: Pelagomonas calceolata
Lineage: Eukaryota; Pelagophyceae; Pelagomonadales; Pelagomonadaceae
Source: the annotation of a GenBank genome assembly
GGUUUUGGUGCUGUGAGGUUAGUGUUGGAUGGGGCGCGCUAGCCUUCACGCCACCCGGUGCGUCCGUGGGCCUCGCGCGAGGCCGGGUGGGAGUGAUAGCUGCGUUGGGCAGUGUUUUGUUGCUCUACUCCCGGGAGCGAGGCGAGGCGCAAUUUGCCUCUCUCGCGCGUUGAGACGAGGCGCCGAUGGCCUUUGAGUCGUCCGACGCGCUUCUCGUCCCCACCGAGCGUUCUGAAUGGAGUGAUAGAGGCGUUGGUCACACCAGUGUCUUUUUCUCGCGGGUUUUGCAGGCAUUUUCAAUGUGAUUUGUUGGGGCCUAAACGGCAUAAUCCAUCGCAAUUCGUUGCUCCGGGAUCGAUUUCGUGACCGACGGUAGCUCCCUGACGUUUUCCGUCGGCAAAAUCGCGCUGCCACCAUUCAUACAGCCUACACCCUGCAGCCACUCGCGCCUGCUUAACAAAAGAGAAGCGCCGACCAGCCGCAUCGAUCUCCAAACGAACGAACAGCACCGCAGGAAUGCGCCGACUCGCCGCAUCGAUCUCAAAAUGCGCGCUGCCGCCGCCGCGGCGCCUCGCAUCGAUCGCAACACGCGCGCUGCCGCGGCGCCGCCUCGCGUGCUACGCGCUCGGCGACAAGGUGCCCGACACCGCCGCCGCAGCGUUCAUCGCGCCGUCAGCGAGCAUCGUCGGGUCGGUGGACGUCGCCGACGACGCCUCGGUCUGGUACAACUGCACGAUACGAGGCGACGUCGCGGCGAUAUCAAUUGGUCCACGCACGAACGUCCAAGACGGCACCGUGAUGCACGUCGACAGCGACGCGCUCGGAGGCAGCGGCUCCACGCCGACGGUUAUCGGUGCGGAUUGCACCAUCGGGCACAUGGCGCUCUUGCACGCCUGCACGUUGGGGGAUGGAGCCUUCGUGGGUAUGAACGCGACGAUGAUGUCGCAUACGACUAUUGAGCCGGGCGGGAUGCUCGCGGCCGGAGCAUUAUUGACGGCUGGCAAGACCGUCGGGAGCGGCGAGCUGUGGGGCGGCUCCCCAGCGAAGUUCAUGCGGCCCCUGAAACCGGGCGAGGCCGCCUUCAUUUUGGAGUCGGCGCGCGCCUACGUGGGCUUCGCGCGGACGCACGCUGCGGGAAUCCGCGAGUUGCCGACGCGAGACGAGGCGGCGACGGCGGCGACCAGUGCACCAAGAUGGAGGUAG